AUGACGAGCGUGUGCAGCAACAGCAACUAUCAGCACUUUCAGCUGACCAACGGCAACAUUAUGUUGCUGCAUCAGCAGCAACAGCAACUGCAGCAACAACUGCAACUGCAACAGCAGCAGCAACAACUGCAACAGCAACAACUACAACAGCAGCAGCAACAUCAGCUGAUUGCACCCAAGCUGCCGCUGGGCAACAGCCAGUUGCAGAACAUGCAACAUGUGGCAGCCACAAGCGUGGCCAAAAAGAAAUUCAACUACUCAGCCAUGCCAUACGGCAACGAGCCACAAUUGCCAUCGGUGGCACGUCGCAAUGCCCGCGAGCGCAAUCGUGUGAAGCAGGUGAACAACGGCUUUGUCAACUUGCGUCAACACUUGCCACAGAGCGUGAUCAAUACGCUGUCGAGCGGCGGACGCGGCGCCAGCAAAAAGCUCUCCAAGGUGGACACUCUGCGCAUUGCCGUUGAGUACAUACGCGGACUGCAGGACAUGCUGGACGAUGGCCAGCCAAGGCGACAACUCUACAGCGGCGGUGGUGGCAACUCUGCCGAUGAGAGCAGCAACGAUGGCAGCUACAUUGACUACAGCAGCCUCGACAGUCCGACACAGGCGCCAUUUGUGGCUAACUCCUAUCACUCCGCCUCGCCGACUCCCUCCUACACUGACUCCGAUCUCUCGGCCAGCUAUGUGAAGCAGGAACUCCAGGAACAACAGCAGCAACAAGAGCAACAUCAGCAACAACAGCAGCAACAAUUCAAAUUCGAGUCCUUCGACAGCUUCAGCGAUGAGCAGCCCGACGAUGAGGAACUGCUCGAUUACAUCUCCUCCUGGCAGGAACAAUAAAUGGAAUCAAAUCCCUUCACAGUUCUUUGAUAGAUCUGAGUUCAAGCCAAAAACUCCUGUACAAAGUGUGUAAAUAUCUCAAAAAAAAAAACAAUACCUGUUGCCUUAGUGAAACAACAACAACAACAAGUCCCAGCUUCUAUAAGUUCUAGUUCCUAACUCAUACUGAUAAUAUUUUUUUGACUAGCCUAAGUUUAAUGGAAGACAAUGAUUUAAAACACAUUUUUUUUUCAUAUUUCUAAGUUUUGUUAUAAGCAUGGAAGACACUAAACUAGU
This is a messenger RNA of Drosophila innubila, 1116 nucleotides long. It is a transcript of the gene l(1)sc, whose product is annotated as achaete-scute complex protein T3. Gene Ontology annotation, biological process: regulation of transcription by RNA polymerase II; developmental process. The transcript has a single exon. NCBI's taxonomy places the organism in Eukaryota, Metazoa, Arthropoda, Insecta, Diptera, Drosophilidae. The coding region runs from base 1 to 840 and encodes 279 amino acids. The record is from RefSeq and is a predicted model, not a curated record. Gene Ontology annotation, molecular function: DNA-binding transcription factor activity, RNA polymerase II-specific; RNA polymerase II transcription regulatory region sequence-specific DNA binding; protein dimerization activity.